Molecule: messenger RNA, 771 nt
Organism: Kwoniella botswanensis
Lineage: Eukaryota; Fungi; Basidiomycota; Tremellomycetes; Tremellales; Cryptococcaceae
Exons: 2
Coding region: 1-771 (256 amino acids)
Source: RefSeq, a predicted model, not a curated record
AUGCCUGAGUUAGCACUAUCAAAUGAUGAUUUGAAUGGAAUAUUUGCAGCCAGUCAGUCCAACCCAGCACAAUCAGACACCCAACCCACUCAUCGAACCCUGAUCGGGAGAUGUCGAUUCAUCCCAGAUGGUCGAUCGUCCUACUUCACUCUCCGUGAUGCUCUCAUAGCAGAUUCAGGACCGGAUGUCAAUCUUGGACCAAAAAAACAUGAUGCGAUCUGGUCAGGGGGGAAUACUCUGAUCAGCAUACGAGAUGACACUGUACCGAUGUCCAAUGGUACCGAUACAACAGUGAAGAGUUAUCAAGGCUUGAGUUGGGAUACCAAACAUGUCAGAGGGGAGAUGUACGGCAGGUCCAAAGAUGGUCACGACAUAUUCAUGGGGAGAACGGAAAAGAGUAUCAGGAUCAUAUCGAAGAAGACUUUACUUGCUGAUAGUGAAUUUGCACAGGGGUAUCACUGGGUCAAAAGUAAGGGUUUGGAAGAAGUUAUGGAAACUUUAGAUGAUUAUGAGCGUUAUAAGCUCAAUAAAGCUUUAUCACGUCCCUCUGAGUGGAACGCUUUUUAUAAUUCUACAGUUGAAGGUGGCAUAGAGUAUGAACCUGCUAGAAAAGAACCUGUCGAACUGCAUGUAUUGAUCGUGGGUUAUUUCCAAGCGGUCCAAGAGACUGAGACCAAGGACGAGGCUAUUGCCAGUGGUUGCAAGAGGAAUCGAGAGAGGGUCAGACAAGUGGAUGAGAUUGAUUUGGACUACGAGAUCAUAGAGAAUUGA